This is a messenger RNA of Scomber japonicus (chub mackerel), 2206 nucleotides long. It is a transcript of the gene klhdc3, whose product is annotated as kelch domain containing 3. The record is from RefSeq and is a predicted model, not a curated record. Gene Ontology annotation, cellular component: cytoplasm. Gene Ontology annotation, molecular function: chromatin binding; protein binding. The transcript has 11 exons. NCBI's taxonomy places the organism in Eukaryota, Metazoa, Chordata, Actinopteri, Scombriformes, Scombridae. The coding region runs from base 130 to 1278 and encodes 382 amino acids.
CACACACCAGUUAACUCACAGCCGACUCCAGCUGAAGGUUUUGAUGGUGAAUGUUUGCUUGAUGGGGUCCAAGCAGGCGACAGAGUGAUGGUCUAAGGACUCGCAGACGCUGAGGUGCUUGCGCGUGGAAUGUUGCGCUGGUCAGUGCACCUUGAAGGAGGGCCGCGGAGAGUCAACCAUGCUGCUGUGGCGGUGGGGCACAAGGUGUACUCUUUUGGAGGCUACUGCUCCGGGGAGGACUAUGAGACACUCCGUCAGAUUGAUGUGCACGUCUUCAACACAGUGUCUCUGCGAUGGAUGAAGUUGCCUCCGGUGAGGAUUGGAGGACAUGAACGUGCCCGUGAAGUGCCAUAUAUGCGUUAUGGCCACACAGCUGUGCUGCUGGAUGAUAUUAUCUACCUCUGGGGUGGGCGUAAUGACACAGAGGGGGCCUGCAAUGUGCUUUAUGCCUUUGAUGUCAACACCCAUAGAUGGUUCACACCCAAGAUUUCGGGGACAGUACCAGGGGCGAGGGAUGGCCAUUCGGCUUGCGUCCUAGGGAAGGCAAUGUAUAUAUUUGGAGGAUACGAGCAGCUGGCUGACUGCUUCUCCAAUGACAUCCACAAGCUGGACACCAUCACCAUGGUGUGGUCAUUAAUUAAUGCCAGAGGCACUCCUGCACGCUGGAGGGACUUCCAUUCAGCAACCAUCAUCGGGACAAAGAUGUUUGUAUUUGGGGGCCGAGCAGACCGCUUUGGUCCCUUCCACUCUACCAACGAGAUCUACUGCAACAAGAUCAAAGUGUUUGACACAGAGACCAACUGCUGGCUUAGCACCCCUUCAACACAGCCAUCGCCAGAGGGACGUAGGAGUCACUCAGCCUUUUCCUACAAUGGAGAGCUGUACAUAUUUGGAGGAUACAAUGCCCAUAUGGACCGGCACUUCAACGAUCUCUGGAAAUUCAAUCCAGAAGCCUUUUCCUGGAUGAAAGUAGAACCGAAGGGGAAAGGCCCAUGUCCACGGAGACGGCAAUGCUGUUGCAUGGUUGGAGAUCGAAUCAUCCUCUUCGGAGGAACCAGCCCCUGUCCAGAGCAAGGAAUGGGUGAUGAAUUUAACCUCAUGGAUCAUUCAGACCUGUAUAUCUUAGAUUUCAGCCCUAAUUUGAAGACGUUAUGCAAAAUAGCUGUUAUUCAGUACAGUCUGGAGCAGUCAGGACUCCCACAUGAUAUCAGGUGGGAACUGGCAGCUAUGACCACCAACAGCAACAUCAGCAGGCCCAUCUUCUCCUCCCAUGGCUGACGCCACUGAAUGUGAAGCAGAACCAGAACUCUGGACGGGUUUCAGGAUGCCAGGCUUUUAUCUUUCUAAUCAACUGAGCUCUGACGGAUUGUUUUUUUGUAGAGUUUGGAUUCGUUCUCCACAUUCUCCAAGUGAAAACUCUCAAUACUGACCAAAAUAUCCCAUAUAUGACUUCCUUGGACUCCAUGGGCUUUCUCAUGUCUAAGGAUAUUUUAACCCUUGAAACACUGAUCACGUGAGAAAGAAAAUGUUGACAUCGGCUCACCUUUUUUCUCUUCUUUCUAGCUUCUCUAGAAAUUCAAUCAGCCUAUGAUAAUCAUAGACUCCUAAGCUUAAGCACAGGAAGAGACAAGAACUUCAGCCUCUUGAGAGCUUUGUUGGGGAUGUCAUCCUGGUGUCACACUAAACAGAUCUCCCCUGAGAGAAAAAAUGUGAACCCAGAGAUGGAGCCUGGGAUGGUUAUGAGUAUGUAUAUCUUGCAGUUCUAACUUGGUCAUAAAACCAUGUAAAACCACCAUGUCCAUUUGCGUCUAAUGAAGUUAUGUAUACAGUGUUUUGAGGUUAGUAGGGUAACUUAUUUUCUUGACAUUGAAUGCAAGGAGACUGAAUAUUUGGUACCAAGUUAUUUGGGGUGUAAUGUCUGUUUGACUGCUUAGCUUUUUCCCUACUUCAUUAUCACCACCUGGCUAGCACCCGACUGCUCUUAAGUGACUAAAAGGUGAUUUUGCAAGGCUGUUGAGGCAAGCUGUCUGCCUUGUAAUAUGAUGUCCAUCUACCUCCCUCGAUAGCAUGUAUCAUAGAGUCUUUGAUAAGACCUCCCAUACAUUCAUCGUCUCCUAUACCCCAGAAAAAAAAGCCUUUUUACAGGGAAGUUUGUAUUUUUGGCUGUCUGUUGUAUUCUUCCAAGAAAUGUCGUACUAUCACUGGA